Molecule: messenger RNA, 4056 nt
Organism: Dufourea novaeangliae
Lineage: Eukaryota; Metazoa; Arthropoda; Insecta; Hymenoptera; Halictidae
Product: latrophilin Cirl-like
Exons: 17
Coding region: 1-4056 (1351 amino acids)
Biological process (GO): adenylate cyclase-activating G protein-coupled receptor signaling pathway; cell surface receptor signaling pathway
Cellular component (GO): membrane
Molecular function (GO): G protein-coupled receptor activity; carbohydrate binding
Source: RefSeq, a predicted model, not a curated record
AUGCACACGUCCAAACAAGACAAAAUUCCAAAGCAACCGGUGACAAAGGAGGCAGAAGUGCGAGAGCCUGUCGGUUCGCACGAGGAAGCUGCUGCGAAAUGCUCACCUCUCCGCUUCAAGAAGAACGAAAAAAAAAUAAAUAGAAUCGUACUUCCAUCGAAGUUUUCGCUGUCGUGUUUCAAACAUCAGUCCGUUUUUCUUCAGAGGUACGACACAGCGUACGCCUGCGAGGGCAAAAUACUGUCCAUCGAGUGCGGCGAGGGAAAGCUGAUCCACCUCAUCAGAGCGAACUACGGGAGGUUCUCGAUAACGAUAUGCAACGAGCACGGGAACACCGAGUGGAGCGUCAACUGCAUGUCGCCCAAGUCCUUCCGUGUGCUGAACAGCGAGUGCAACAACCAGCAGAACUGCAGCAUCGUUGCGUCCACGGUGCAAUUCGGCGAUCCUUGUCCCAACACGCACAAGUACCUUGAAGCGCACUAUCGUUGCGUGUCCGCGGCAACAACCACGACAACGUCCCGUCCGAGUCCGCCGUGGUUCGUGACUUCGCAGCCGAGCGUUUGGAGCACAGCUAAGCCGACUGUCAGGCCUCCCUCCAGGAUUACGACACCCCCAGCUCAGCAGCAACCACAGCCGCCGGCGCCGUCCACACCGACACUGCCAAUAACCACCACGUCAAGUCCGACGUCGACAAGGUCUCCGGUCGAUAUGGAGGUGCUCGAGGUGGACCAAGACUUAAUACUUCCAGCGAAUGUUCCGUCUGCGAACGGACCUGCGGUGCCUGCGAUCGUUCCCGAGACAACUCAGCCCACAACGACGUCGACCCUUGCUUCUUGGAGAACGAGUCGAAGGACCACUGUGCCCAGCACGCUCUACCCGGAGUCCAGCUCGAACGGGCAAUGGUACGACUACGGCAGACAAGUGUGUCCCCCGGUGAUGGCCAGGAACCUCUCGUGGAACACGACCAGAGCCGGCGACGUAGCUGUACAGAGCUGUCCAGGCGGUGCGAACGGGCUGGCACGAUGGAGAUGCCUAGCAAAGGGCGAUUCCGCAUUCUGGCAUCGGGACAGUCCGGAUUUGAGCGAGUGUCGAUCGGUCUGGCUGACCACACUCGAGAAUCGAGUGACGGAGGGCGACGUGAUCCUCGGUAUAAGCCGCGAGCUGUCGCAGGUGACGAACAACAGCCGUGGAUUGUACGGCGGCGACAUGAUGAUCACGACCAAGAUCAUGAAGAACAUGGCGGAGAAAAUGGCCCAGGACAUCAGAACGUACCAGGACGCGAAUCAACGGGAGGUGAGCGUCACGGAGUUGCUGCAAGGUGUCGUGAGGACAGGUAGUAAUCUCCUGGACAAAGCGCAAAUGGCAUCUUGGAAGGACCUCAGUCAUCAGGAGCAGAUGAGAGUCGCGACCUCCUUAUUGACCGGGCUGGAAGAGAACGCGUUCCUGUUGGCCGACACGCUGAUGCAUGAGAAAACGAUCACUCAUGUGGGAAGGAACAUACUGAUGGAAGUUCGCGUGCUGGACGCCCGGAACAUCGGCGACGAUCUGGAGGUGUUCCCGACCGAGGCCGCCCAACAGAGGUGGACGGCGUCAAACGAUCGGGUGGAACUGACCAGAGGCGCUUUGCUGGAGAACAGCGCGGGCGGUAUUGUCCGCUUGGUCUUCAUGGCCUUUGACAGACUCGAGGAGAUCCUGCAGCCGCAAGCCGAGGUAUCGUCCCUAGUCAUGAACGACGACCCGCAACCGCUGCCGAAAAGGAACACGACCAGGCUUCUAAAUAGCAAAGUGAUCUCCGCGUCUUUGGGCAAAGGCAGGCAUAUACAGCUCAGCGAGCCCGUCAGAGUCUAUUUCAAGCAUUUGUCCAUUGAGAACGUCACCAAUCCGACAUGCGUCUUCUGGGACUACAUCUUGAGCGCUUGGUCGGAGGAAGGUUGCCAGAUACGAAAAACCAACGAGACUCACACGGUCUGCGAAUGCAACCAUCUUACGAACUUCGCCGUUCUCAUGGACGUUCACGCCGUAAGAUUGGACAUCGCCCACCAAGUCGCAUUACAAAUCAUCACCUACAUCGGUUGCAUCAUUUCUGUCGUCUGUCUCAUCCUGGCUAUACUGACUUUCCAAUUAUUUCGCGGACUGAAGUCGGACAGAACAACAAUUCACAAGAAUCUCUGCGUGUGCCUGCUGAUCGCGGAAAUUUUAUUCGUUUGCGGAAUCGGCCAAACGAAUCAGAGAAUUGUCUGCGGUAUCGUAGCCGGUUUGCUCCACUUCUUCUUCCUCUGCGCGUUCGCCUGGAUGUUCCUAGAAGGAUUCCAAUUAUACGUGAUGCUGAUCGAGGUCUUCGAAGCAGAAAAAUCGAGACUUCGCUGGUACUAUCUGGUCGCUUACGGUGCACCAUUGCUGGUCGUGGCCAUUUCUUGUAUAAUCGAUCCUCUCAGCUACGGGACCGAUCGGUACUGUUGGCUACGGGCGGAUAACUACUUCAUCUUCAGCUUCGUUGGGCCUGUGAUACUUGUUAUACUGGCAAACUUGGUAUUCCUGUCGAUGGCAAUUUACAUGAUGUGUCGGCACGCGAACACGACGGUCGCGAUGAAGAGUAAGGAGCACUCUCGUUUGGCCAGUGCAAGUGGAAAGGAAGAGAAUGCUCUUCCCAACAAAUUGCAAGCGCACUUGGCAUGGCUGAGAGGCGCAAUCGUCCUGGUCUUUCUGUUGGGACUCACAUGGACGUUCGGGCUCCUCUACUUGAACCAAGAGUCCGUCGUGAUGGCGUACAUCUUCACCAUACUGAAUAGUCUGCAGGGGCUGUUUAUCUUUGUGUUCCAUUGCGUACAGAACGAGAAGGUGAGAAAGGAGUACAGGAAGUUCGUGCGCCGCCAUUCGUGGCUGCCCAAGUGCCUGAGGUGCUCGAAGACGGUGACCGGAAGCUCGGGCGGCUCCUCCGGCACCAGCGGCGGUGCUGCCGGCGCGAACGGCGGCAAGGACUUUUCGUCGCACAACACCUCGUCGAACCCGUCGGCGCCUACCACGGACAGCUCGGGAUUGUCGCCGCAUACCGCCUCCAAUUACCUGGCGUCCGGUCGAAGCUGGGCGAUAGUCGAUAGGCAACCAACAGUAACAGUGCCAAGUGAAUCCUCUCCAACAGAGGCUCACAUCGUGGCCACCCUGCCGUACGCCCGUCACGCCUUCUUACCCUCAGCUCCCAAUAUCCCCAAAUCUGCCACCGCCACUUGGGGCCACCUUAACAAAAACCUCAUGUGGAAGAACAUUUCUUUUAAAUCGUAUUCCCGCGACUCUGGACACGGCGGAUCCGAACAGGAGGACUCACCGAGGACGCACAACACCUUGACGCUGGGUCACUCGGGCCGGAAUCGUGGGGCCCGAGUAAUGAACGAGAACAACGAGAUCAGCGGCACCAGGACCACCGGGGGCGGUAGGAGAGUCGCGAUGCCCUACAAUCACACCUACACGGAGAUCAUCGACGGUCGGGCCAACGGUCCGGUGCAUCAUCAGCUGCACGGUCAUCACGUGCAUCUUCCACGAGGGCUGGCAAACGAGGACGAUCCGGUUUACGAGGAGAUCGAACGGGCUGGUGUCGGCGGGGUCGGUGGCGUCGGUGGCGGCGAGAUUCAAGUCUCGGACAUGUCCGACGAGGAUGGUAGGAGGCAGAGCGACAUGAGCAGACAAUCCUCGAGGAGUUACGGUGAUCACAGGCCGUUGAUACCGUACUCACCGGCCACGGAUCGAAAUCUGGUGCAUUACGGGCAAACUUUGACGGACCGUGGCGGCGGUGGGAACCUUCACUACGACCCAUCCGAGUACAGUCCCGCGGUGGAGAGGACCCUAAACGCUUGCUGGGAGAAACUGCGCAAGCAACAGGCCAGGUUCGAGCGGGGCGAGCUGCCCCGUCUUCCCGUCACCUACGGUAUACCGCCCCAGCAGGAUCACACGCGAACGGUCGCGGUCCUGGACGGUCAAACGGUCGUCUGCCAUCUCCAGCCGCAGACAGACAACAUGUACACCGGCCGCGGUAUGCCGCCGCCAUCCUACAGCGAGUGUUAG